Messenger RNA from Penicillium canescens, 207 nucleotides. RefSeq lists its product as uncharacterized. The record is from RefSeq and is a predicted model, not a curated record. Bases 1 to 207 code for a protein of 68 amino acids. The transcript has 2 exons. Lineage: Eukaryota; Fungi; Ascomycota; Eurotiomycetes; Eurotiales; Aspergillaceae.
AUGGGACCAUCUGAUUGCCUGAAGGACAACAUCAACGACCCUGUGGCCUACACUUUAGCGGUGUUUGGCGCUGCAACCAUCUCCAUCAGUCACAUGAGCAGCCCUUGGGCGGUUACCUGGUACCUAGGAACAUUCACCCUAAUCGGGAUCAAGAACCGUUGGAGCUCAGAACCUCUGCGCCAAUUCAACUUCAAGCUAGCCGGAUGA